GCACAAGUAAAAGAAAGAGAACAGCUUAAUAGUACGUUAAUCGCCUCCGCACGUCUAAAAAAAAAAAAACAUCAACAACCAACAUCAUAAUAAUUGUAAGUGCCGCGGAGACUCAUAAAAAGAAAAGUGUAAGUGCAGAACACGCGCACAACUUCAUUGCUAAAUUCUGAUUUCCUUGAAAAGGAGAAAAGCAGCAACAACACGCACCAUUCUUGUUUUGCACAGUUCACAUCGUCUUCCAAUAACAAUGGACCAGCAAAAUCUUGCCGCGCUGCUUGACCAUUUGCGCUCCGCGGACAACCAGGAGCGCAAGAGUGCGGAAGAGCAGUACAACAGCAUCGUCGCCGCCAAUCCUGUCUGGGCGAUGCACGCGAUGGCCGAGAUCAGCGCCACCGCGCAGGACGUCGGCGUGACCGCGAUGAGUCUUGUGCUGCUACGUAAGGUGCUCAACUUGACACCUUCUCCGUAUUCCGGCGCCGAUGCCGACACUCGCACUGCCGUGAAGGGCCGCAUGCUGGAGGUGCUCAACAGCGCCGCCUACGGCAGCCUGCGUAACUCGGCUGCUGCGUGCGUGAGUGCGCUGGCGGUGCAGGUUUUCCAAAGCAAGGAGGACUGGAGCGAGCUGUGGGACAACGUCUUCACCAUCAUUGGCGCCCACGGCAGUGACGCGCAGCUCAAGACUAUGUGUUGCGAAAUUGUCCUCGCGACCUCGUUGGCGAUGCCCGCCUAUUUCCAGGCUCACGUGGCGGCGCUGACGGCCGGUCUGGAGACGUGCUUUGCGCAGGAGACACACUCGGCCGACCUCAAGAAGGCCGCCUUCGAGGCCACGAUUCGACUCUCCGGCCUCGGGAUGGCCGACAACCUCCGCCCGCUCGUGCCCAAGAUGCUGAGCGUCAUCGAGAACUACCUGAACCAGGGCGAGUGGGAGUCGGUCGAGUCGAUGCUGCAGGCAACCGUGGAGGGCAUCUCCACCAACAUUAGUCUCUUCCAGCACGAUGCCCAGCGUCUGCUGGAGCUUAUGAUGCAGGUGGCGGCGGCGCCGCAGGUGGAUGCGGGUGCGCGCCACAUGGCCGUGGAGCUCAUGCUGACGUAUUGCGAGGAGGUUCCCAAGACGGUGCGCAAGGUGCCGCAAUUCGCUACGUCCUUUUUCGAGCUGCUCUUCCAGUACACCCUGAACCCCGAGUACCCCAAGGAGUGGGACUCCACGGGCCGCGACAACGACGAGGACGAACUGGAGGAGGACUCCGACCUGAUCAUCGGCUCUAGCGGUCUCGACCGCAUUUCGAACGCCCUCGGCGGUCGCAAGCUGCAGAAGACGGCGCAGACGCUUUUUGCCAACAACAUCGCCGCCCCGGAGUGGCAGCGCCGCAAUGCCGCGGUGCUCCUCAUCUGCUACGCCGGUGAAGGCAUGCGUACCGUGUUCGCGCAGCAACUGCCUUCGCUGGUGCAGAUGGUCGUGCCGCACGUGAAGGACGAGUCCAAGUACGUGCGUGCGAACACACUCGAUUGCAUCGCGCAGCUCUCGCAGGACUUCACCCCUGAGCUGCAGAUGAAGCUGCAUGCCGAGAUCCUGCCAGCAGUCGUGGAGGCCCUGCGCGACAGCGUGCCACGUGUGGCGUCGUGCGCGGCGAACUGCCUGGACAGCUUCAUCGACAGCGUCAACGGCGAGGAGGAGGACGACGAGGACGACGGCCUCGACGAGUUCCGCGCCAUCUUGCAGCCGUACAUUGAGCCGAUGUGCAGUGACUGCGUCGCCAUGCUUAGCAGCACGCAGCACAUGUUCGUCCGUGAAGCGGCGUUGGGCGUACUGUCGUCCGUGUCCUCCACGUGCAAGGCUAUGUUGGUCCCCUACGUGCAGUCGCUGGUGCCCAUCUAUCAGCACGCGCUGAGUCUGCCCGACUCGCCGGAGGUGAUGAAGACGAAAUGCAAGGCGAUUGAAUGUGUGACGCUGCUCGCGUGCGGUGUCGGUCGCGACGCCUUCGCGGCGUACUCGGCCGACGUGUGCAACUACCUCAGCAACUUGUGCAAGGCCGGUCUGUCGAAUGACGAUCCGCGUACCCGCUUCGUGAUGCGUGGUUGGACGUGCAUGGUGGAGUGUCUCAAGGACCAGGCACAGCCAUACCUCGGCACGGUCCUUCCGAUCCUGCUGAACAUGAUGAGCAUGGACUGCGACAUGGAGAUUGCCAACAUCGGCGUCGGCGAAGAUGAAGACGACGAAGACCGCCCAGACGGUGUGGAGAAGAUGCGCUUCGUCAUCCCCGGCGUUGGCGAGCGCGUGGUGACCAUUCACACUAGCCUGAUCGAGGACAAGGAGCUCGCGGCGAAUGUGAUCUUUGCGAUGCUGAAGGAUCUGGGCGUUGGUCUUGCCCCGUACUUCCGCGACAUCGCCAAUGCCGCCAUUGGCCAGCUGGCGUUUGUCGUGAGUGACAGCAUCCGCGAGAGCGGCGCCUCCAUCCUGGACGAAAUUCUGAAGUGCUAUGAGGAGAUGCGCGACCCGGCGGCGCAGCAGCUGGCCGAAGCGGCGAUGCCGAAGCUGAUGGACGCCCUCGGCGACGAGUCGGAGAACAGCGUGAUGGAGGUGAUACUGCAGAGCAUCGGCCGCUGCGUGAGUGUGCACCCCGCCAUUAUGAGCCCGACGAACACCGCGCUGGUGUGCGACAAGGUCAUGGCUGCGCUGGAGGUCGUGGUGAAGCGCCGCGACGAAUGCCUGGAGAAGAAGAAGACGGAGAACGACGAGGACGAAGUGGAUGAGCUGGAGGUGGAGGAUGAAGAGGUGCAGGUCACUAUCACGUCCGUGUGCGACCUCAUCGGAACUCUGCUCGGCGCCUCGAAAGAGGUGUUUGCCGCUCCGUUUCUCGCGAAGGCUUUCCCAGUCAUCGGCAAGUGGCUGCAGCCACCGUCGGAUGAGUUCUACAUGACACGUGCCACGAGUCUUCUUAGCGACUUCGUCUCCAACGCGCCGCACUCGAUCGUGUCGUCGUUACCCGCAAUUUGCGAAAGUGCGCUGAAGAUCGCCACGGCGACCUCGGACGACGCGCUGCUUCAGAGCGACUUCUUCCUCCUGAACGUCGUAGUCCAGCUGCUCGGCGCGCACCCAGAAACGAACAUGGGCGUGAACGGGGCAGACUUUGCGGUGCACGUGCAGCAGACGGUUGCCCCGUACUGGGUGUCCAACCUGGUCCAGGAUGAGAUGUUCACGCACACCACGUGUAAUGCGCUAAGCCUUUACGUGUCGCUUUUGAAUUUCUACGGCACCACGGCGCUGCAGCAGGUGGCGGCGGGCAUGCUGGCGACUGUUGGCGAGGCCCUGCCGGCCAAGGACGACGAGAUCGAGGCGCGCCGCAUCCAUGAUGUGAUUCUGGGCUGGGUCACGAACCACCACCCGGUGUUGCAGGCGAUGCCCGGCGCGGCGAGCGGGUUCAUGACGCGCGUGAAGGCUGCCAGCCCGGACUGCCUCUCCGAUGCAGCGAAGCACUACAUCUCCACUCUGUAA
This is a messenger RNA of Leptomonas pyrrhocoris, 3493 nucleotides long. RefSeq lists its product as hypothetical. The record is from RefSeq and is a predicted model, not a curated record. The transcript has a single exon. NCBI's taxonomy places the organism in Eukaryota, Euglenozoa, Kinetoplastea, Trypanosomatida, Trypanosomatidae. Gene Ontology annotation, cellular component: cytoplasm; nucleus. Gene Ontology annotation, molecular function: nuclear import signal receptor activity. Gene Ontology annotation, biological process: protein import into nucleus. Bases 248 to 3493 code for a protein of 1081 amino acids.